GCAAACCCUGAAGGCUGGAGCUCUUGAUUGACACCUAAGAAUGAGUGUAACACUUUCAGAAUCGAAGCAUCUUAAGCUCCUCCCUCUCCUUAAAUCCCCCGAACCCUCCUCCUCCCUUCUCCUCCUCCGCCGCCUCUGCGCCGAGCCCGACCCACAACCACCGAAGCACGACGAUGAAGCUAUUGAAGCGACAGUAACACAAGCACUUGAGCUGCUGAAGCAAACCCCACAACAUGAGUGGGCGACUUUUCAACCUCUUCACACUCUCCUUUUUUCCUCUGAUCCAUCUCCCCGUGUCCUCGCCGGAAUCACCCGUCGCCUUCCUUCCCACUCCGCCGCACUCAACUUCGUUGACUACCUUCGGAGCAAUUCGCCAUUGCAAGAUGCGCAACUGCUCUCUUCUGCAUUUCUGGCUGUUCUCGAGCUUGCUAAAAGGGAAAUGGAUUCGCCAGAAAUGUUAUCUGAACUGUAUCGGGUGUCGAAAGAGUGGAAAGUUCCGCUUAAUGUCAAAGCCGCCGUACUUCUCAUUCGGUGCUUCGGAAGGGCUGGAAUGGUUAAUGAAUCCGCAGUUGUGUUCAAUGAACUCGAUCCGUCUCUUAAAAGCACUCAUUUUUGCAAUGUGUUCAUUAGCUUGUUACUGAAGGCUGGGUGUAUUGAUGAUGCAUUGAAGGUGCUCGACGGAAUGCUUCAACCAGAAUCCGAGGUUCCACUGAAUGAUGCUACUGCAGACACGUUUUUCCAGGCCUUGUUGAAGGAGGAGCACAAAGGAAUGUGGUUAAGUGUCGAAGAGAUUGUUGAGUUGGUAUUGAAAUUUGGUGAACACUAUGUCUUUCCAAGCUCCAUUGUGAUUACUAAGCUGAUUGCAAGACUGUGUAGGGGCCAAAAAUUUAAUCAAGCUUUGGAUUUUCUACGUGAAUUGAUGAAGCUUCAUGCUCCCAUUGAAGCCACUUGCUUCAAUUUGAUUUUGACUGAGUUAGGGAGGAAUGGUGAUGUUGAUAGAAUGAAUUCACUUUUGAGAGAGAUGAGGGACGCUGAUAUCCAGCCCGAUAUAACUACUUUUGGAAUUCUUAUAAAUACAUUAUGCAAGUUACGGAGGGUUGAUGCGGCAUUGGAUGUGUUCAAAAGGAUGCGUGAAGGAAGUGAUGGUAUUUUUGUUCAAGCUGAUGUUGUCACUUAUACUACUUUGAUUGAUGGACUUUGUAAAGUAGGGAGACAAGAAGAAGGAUUGGCUAUGAUGGAACAAAUGAGGUCACUGAAAGGCUGUGCACCUAAUACUGUUACCUAUAGUUGCUUGAUUGAUGGGUUCUGCAAAGGUGGAGAGAUUGAUAAGGCUCGGGAGUUGUUUGAUCAGAUGUUGAAGAGUGGAUGCUCUGCAGACGCAAUUGUAUACAAUACUAUGAUCUCUGGUUUGAGUCAAGCGGGAAGGAUGGAUGAUGCCAGCAAUGUUUGGUCAAAAUUGAAAGAAGCUGGAUUCCACCCCAACACUGUAUCCUACAAUGUUCUCAUUGAUGGGUUCUGCAAGAGGAACAUGCUAGAUAAAGCUUGUGAGAUUGUUGAGGAAAUGGAGGAAGCUGGAAUGAAGCCUGAUACUGUCACAUAUAACAUUCUGAUUACUUAUUUUAGCAGGGCUGGGGAUUUUUCAGCUGCCCAAAGCCUGAUGAAGAAAAUGGUAAAGGAGGGUCUUGUGCCUACUGUUGAAACAUUUGGAGCUCUGGUACAUGCACGCUGCUUAACUGGACAAAUUGAAGAAGCACUGAAGGUUUUCAAAAACAUCUCAAAAUCAAAGCUUUUGCCGAACACCAUAAUAUACAAUAUUCUCAUAGAAGCACUCUGCAAGAACAAUAGAGUAGAAGACGCUUCCUCCCUGAUGGAUGAUAUGAAAGUGAAGGGGGUGAAGCCAAAUACUUCCACGUACAAUUCUAUGUUUAGAGGUCUUAAGGAGAAAAACAGUUUGGAGGAAGCAUUUAAAUUGAUGGACAGAAUGAUCAAUGAUGCUUGCAAUCCUGACUAUAUUACUAUGAAGAUUCUCACAGAAUGGCUAUCUGCUGUUGGUGAAAUGAAUAAGUUGAAAAUUUUUUUGAGAGGACAUAGUUUGUCUGCUGCACCUGGAUAGAAAGGCUGCAAGGGUAGAAGUGGGGCUUCCAAUUCUACAAAAUCGAAUCUCCAACCCUGAUGAAUUGGUUAUGCUAACGAGAACCCUGAAAACCUCUUGUUUACAUUACUUCUCAUGCUGCCAUUUUCAGGAUUUUAACUCCAUUAAAGGCCUUUCUUUCUGGCAGUGUUCUUGUGCAAUCCAGCUCCAGCAAUUCUUCAUGCCAGAUUCCAUAAUCUCACUCCGGAGUGAUCAAAAGAGGAGGCAUACAUACUUGGGAUGUAUGUUGCAAAGCCAAUUCAUAAUAUUUGCAUACUGAGAUUCAUGCAUCAUUUAAUCAAUCAAGAAUCACAGAGUUG
Messenger RNA from Rubroshorea leprosula, 2451 nucleotides. Lineage: Eukaryota; Viridiplantae; Streptophyta; Magnoliopsida; Malvales; Dipterocarpaceae. The record is from the annotation of a GenBank genome assembly.